AUGCUUCCCUUAUGGUUGAUCAUUCUUAUACCCGCCCUCGGUGUUCUUAUCCUCGCUUUCCUCACUUUGCUACUCUACAUUUUAACUCGCCGUCGUCGUCGUCACCGCCGUCGCACCCAUCAUACUUCCCCCAUCCUCCCCACCCGAUCCGUAUCCCCAAACUACCAGCUCAACCCCCUUCGCCUCUCGACGCAUUCGAUACUCCCGUCUCUCCCUUACCUCUCCCAAACCGAGGCCGAAGAAACAGAAAGGGGAAGGAGAUCCUUUGAGUCGACCGUGCCAGUUCCGCCGCCGAGGUCUCAUUCAAAGAGCGCGAGGAUGCGUCGGAUUGCGGAGACUGAGAUGAUUGAUAGUGCUAGUGAGGGGCUUAAUGAAUGGGAAGCAGCUGGAUUGGAAGGUGGAAGAGAUGAGGAAGGAGGUAGAGAGGAUGAGCCAGUAACAUGGCAUGAUCUUUAUGCAGAGGAAUGGAUAUCCGUCAAAAGUUUGCCGAGCAUCCGAAGAAUAAGGAGGGCUGGUACACUACCCACUAGGGGAUCAAGGAAUAGGUCACAAAAUCUAACGAGGUCGAUAUCUGCUCCACCGAUGUACAGGAGGAAGUGGACCGCCAAGGACAAGCUUUCUGUUCUGUGCGCCGAGUUACAACGAGUCAGUGCAAUUGGGUUUGGACAGGAUUGA
Molecule: messenger RNA, 675 nt
Organism: Spizellomyces punctatus DAOM BR117
Lineage: Eukaryota; Fungi; Chytridiomycota; Chytridiomycetes; Spizellomycetales; Spizellomycetaceae
Exons: 1
Coding region: 1-675 (224 amino acids)
Source: RefSeq, a predicted model, not a curated record